GCUCAGUCAUGCCGCUACUCACUGGAUUCACUCAUAAUAACCUGUUCUGCUUCUCGGACCGGCGACAGGAUCGAUCUCUCCGACAGGGUGCAGCAGUAAUCUUGCCUGGCUGUAGGCCUAGUUCAGGGAGCGGCGGAGUGGAGUCACAGCAUAUGGUGGUGGUGGGGGGUGACUGGCUAUGUCCCCAUCAAUGUCAAAAUCAAACCUACACCAUUCCAUGUGAUCAUUUGUUGCCAAACCAGUAACCAGAUUACUUCACUGUAAAUUAGCCAUAAGAGUUUCAAGGAUGAGAAAGAUCAAAGCAAAAACGUUGUUGCUGGCAGCAGCUCUUGGUCUGUUGAUCCUCCACCUCGUUAAAGAUUUUAGUGAUAGCAAAACCUUCCAACACAAUUUCAGAGAGGAUCGAGUUCAAAUAAGACAACCCACCACCAAAAGCAGCUCCUAUGUGUACUCCUGGCCAAGAUGUCAACAAAACACGUCCGCUGCCAACGUCACAGACUUCAGCUCUCUUCCUGGUAAUAUAAAAGACUUUCUGUACUAUCGACACUGUCGCCAUUUCCCCAUGCUUUUGGACGUUCCUGGCAAAUGUGGAGGAGCUGAGAAAUCAGCAGAAGUCUUCCUUCUUCUGGUCAUUAAAAGCUCUCCUGUGAACUACGACCGCAGGGAGGUGCUGCGCAAAACCUGGGCUAAAGAGAGGUUACACAAUGGUGUGUGGAUCCGGAGGAUCUUCAUCUCAGGAACAAUGGAUUCUGGUUUUGAGAAAGAAAGACUGAACAAACUGCUAGAGUAUGAGCAAAGUGAGUACAAUGAUAUCCUCCAAUGGGACUUCAGUGACACAUUCUACAACCUCACCUUGAAGCAGAUACUCUUCCUGGAAUGGAUGGAGAGAAACUGUCCAAACGCUCGCUUCUUGUUCAAUGGGGAUGAUGACGUCUUUGCCAACACAGACAACAUGGUCGAGUAUCUCCAAAACCUCAAGGACAAUAAUGGAAAUAAACACCUCUUUACUGGCCAUCUCAUCCAUCAUGUGGGGCCGAUUAGAGAUCGAGGGAGCAAGUAUUUUAUCCCAGUUCAGGUAUAUGAGUCAGACUCAUAUCCCCCUUACUGUGGUGGGGGGGGCUUCCUCUUGUCUGGUUAUACAGCUUCAGUCAUAUACAAAAUGUCCCAGUCCAUCACCAUUCUACCCAUUGAUGAUGUUUACAUGGGGAUGUGUAUGGCCAAAGCAGGACUCAGUCCUGUGGCCCACAUUGCUGUGCGGACGGCAGGACUGCACCUUCCCUCCAAAACACUGGAUGCAUAUGACCCUUGCUAUUAUAGAGACAUUUUACUAGUACACAGGUUCCUUCCAAUCCAGAUAUAUCAGAUGUGGCACAGAAUACAUGAUCCAAAUCUGAUCUGUACUAAACAAGCAACAGGUGGAUGACUUCCUGCUCUCAUGUUAUAAGAUCAGGUAUGUUUUUCCACCAAUGUGCAAUGGAACUGUUUUUUAAUUUCUGAACUUAAUGUGGACACCAAAAGGAGCCAGUGAGGGAGCUUUUUUUUUUGGAACGAUGGGCCUGACAUGUUUGUUUACAUCAUGCAUUGUUUUGUUGACUAAAAAUGGGGAUGCAGCUUGCUUUGUAGAUGCAUAGCACCAACAAAUCAUAACUUAUAUAUUUAUUACCGUAUACAAACCUCCUCACUUACCCAUCCAGCAGAAAAUGGGCAAUUUCUUCUUUCUUAUAUUUAUUAGAUCAUGCUACACUUUCUAUUCCCAGUGUGUCUGAUGUUUGUUGCUGUGCAGGUACCAUAUUGUUUUAGCUGAAAACAACUGCUGGAAACAGGGCUGAUCAGAGCCAUGACAUCCUAUCUUAGAGUAGAUUUUCAGGCCAGAAAAUUAACAACACAACAACAAACUCGAAGCUCCACAGUACUGCUCAGUUCACAUUCAAUUAAGAAAUUGAUUAUUGGCGUGUUAAAUGUGCAAUACGAAAUAAGUUUAGUAGAAAACAUGAAAAAAAUGAAGUAUAAUCAUCAACAGAAUGAGAAAAACAAAAGCUCUGAUGCUGUGACAUAUAUGUAUUUUUGCAAAGAUAUCUACUGAAUAGCAUGCUAAGCCCCAAAGCCCCUGUGUCCAACUGCAUAAACACCACAUCAUGGUGAUAUGUUUAGAGUAUGAAUCUGACAGGUGGCCAAUUCUUACAUAUUGCAACUUUAGUAUUGGUGAAGCCAAACUAUGCACAAAUCAAGCUAAAUAACAUCUACACAAUGAGCAAUGAGCUAGCCUAUGAGGGAAAAAUCCGCCCAAUUAGAAAACAGACCAGUGAUAGUUAGCACCAAAGGCACACCGAGUGUUUUACCAAUACUGUGCAGACGUCCCUGUUUUCCAUCUACAGUCAGCAUUGUUGGAGGCCUUUCCCCGGCUAAAGCUGUUCCCAGAAAUGUCCCCGUUUUUAACAAUGCAUCAUCACAAAUCUUAAAGAGGGCUGUGUUUCCUAAUACCAUGCAGUUUGACUUUUUAGAGAUACAUGGUUGUCACAGGGCAGCCUCACAUCAAAUGCAUGAUAAUGUGUUAUUAGAAUUAAACUACCCGAUGGUGUAUGAAGUAGUUAGAAUUAGCUCAACUUUCAACAUCUACAGUCAGUAAAAACUUUUAUCACUAGGCCUACUUACAGUUUAUUACAGUACCAGAAAAAGUACCAUGGUCAAAAUACUUGAAAGUGGCACUGGAUGUUUUAUGAAAUUCUGACUGCCGAACUGGAAAUGUUCCCGGGUUUCAUUUCAGAAACCUGGUCCCUUUAUUGUAUUUUAGACUCGAAAUACUCGUUGUGCCUUAUUCGAGCCGUUCCAGAGCCAACAAAAGUGAAAUCGAUUGAACACUGGCAUGUCCAUCUAGCUAGAUAACUCAGUGUGGUUAUUUAUUUACAAUCACCUCCAAGGCCAAAGAGCAUGUCAGUCAUUUGUUGGAUUACAGGGUUGGUUACGUGACAAAAAGCUCUGUCCAUAAAAGUUUAGGGUAGUAUUAGAAUCUCCUGUUCUUAAUUCUAUUCUUAAUUGGACAUUUAGCUUUGGCCUGAGUCUUCGAGCACAAUAUACGGAGCUGUAAAGUCCAAAUAAAACUUUUCCAGAGUUCUCACUUUAAAAAAACAAACAAAAAACAUUUAGAAAACAGGGGUUUGAAGUGACUGGUAGAGUUUACAUCGGCUUAAUGAUGUAGUUACAUGUAGCUACAGCUGAAUGUUUCUAAAAUGAAGUGGUAUUGAGUGAUAAAUGGCAGGUGUGAAAAGUAACAGUAAAAAAAAAAUGUAACCAGUUAAAAUUAAGGAGAGUAAGUGUAGCUAACACUGUGCAACACAAACAAGAAAUGUGAUAUUUGACAUCAAUAUUUUGGGAAAUUAUUUCUAAAGUUAGAUCAAUUAGGGUUUACCUUGUUGUACAGGAAAGCUAUGCUGGGUGGUUUUAGUUGUUCUGGCCGAUUGGAUGGUCACUCUGGUUGACACUGGACGGAGCAGUAUGUUCGGUCUUUAAACAUCUCUAAUACUACGCAUGCGUAGUGUAGAUUGUCACCAGCCUGUUUUAAAUUGUUGACAGACAAUCCGGUCAUAACUGUCAAAAGUUUCUGGCACAAUACGUGUUGAAGAUCAACUCCCAUAAGUUUGCACCAAAUGCUUUUUAGAUGUGUUUGCUUGUAUUUAGGUAUUUAACCUCUUGUAUAGAUGAACAAUGGCAUCAGAAUUGUUGCAGGGCUAUAAGGUCGGCUGAGACUGUGGUGUCCAAAGGAAAGAGAAAUAUCAUUCAAAAAUAAUUCCUCAGGGUUUCUCAAACAUAAAGAUGUAAGUUAAUAAGUUUACAGUUUUCUUUAAUUUUAAAUUUAAAUGUUUGUUUCCUUAUAACCUAUAUAUUUGUAUUAGAGAAAUAUCUUUGUUUGUUUUUGUGCCUUACAUAAGUGCUUCUAUUAAAGGAUUCCACUGUUAGGAUCGCAAAAAUAUAUUUUCGUCAUCGGAAAGUAGUUAUGUACUGUCAAUAAUAAAAAAUGCUCAUUAGAAGGGGUCACCAGUAAGAAUUCAUAUGUAUAUUUACUCUAUGGUUUUAGGACUUUGUCAGUUGAAAAGAGUUGAUUCUUUUUUUUUUUACAGGUAUUGUAUAUAUAACUUCCAGAUGAAUUUUAUUUCCAUACUGAAAAGAUUCGAGUUUGUCUUGUUUUAUAAUCAACGGUUUUGAAAGAAAGGGAGUACUGCAUGUAAUAAACAUGUAUUUACUAUGAACCA
This is a messenger RNA of Acanthopagrus latus (yellowfin seabream), 4247 nucleotides long. RefSeq names its product N-acetyllactosaminide beta-1,3-N-acetylglucosaminyltransferase 3-like. Gene Ontology annotation, molecular function: hexosyltransferase activity. The record is from RefSeq and is a predicted model, not a curated record. Gene Ontology annotation, cellular component: membrane. Bases 287 to 1423 code for a protein of 378 amino acids. NCBI's taxonomy places the organism in Eukaryota, Metazoa, Chordata, Actinopteri, Spariformes, Sparidae. The transcript has 4 exons.